AUGGGAGUUCUGUUAUCUUUGCCAAUAGCGGCUUCAACGGCUGCGGCUUCCUUUUUUGCAUCCCUUUUUGGCUCGCUUUCUUCGACUGUCUUAGUGUCAUCUUUCAAGUCCUUAAGUGGUGGGUCCAGCUCUUUAGCAACGAGAUUAAACUAUGCCGCUUUGUUGCUCAUAAACUCUCUAGCAUCCUGGAUUUCUAUGUCGUCGAACUAUGCGUUUUUGUGGCGACGGAAAACUUGCACUUCAACUGGAGAGUGUGGGUUUUUCACGGUCCAUCGCCUAAACUUCGCGCUGGGCUUGCUUCACCUUAUACUUUCAUCCGUUAUGGUAAACGUAAAGUCUACAACAGACCGUCGAGCUUCGCUACAAAACUCGUGGUGGCUCAUGAAACUGGUGGCUUACGUUCUACUCGUGGUGCUGUCGUUCACAAUCCCCAAUCAGUUUUUCGUGUCUUUCUCUAAAUGGGUCUCGGUUCCAUCUGGAUCGCUGUUCAUUCUCAUUGGACUCAUUCUGUUGGUGGAUUUCGCUCACGAAUGGGCGGAAAAAUGUAUCCAGCACGUUGAAAUGGACGACGAGAACUCUUCCAAAUGGCAGAAGUUUUUAAUCAUUGGCACAAGUGCCAUGUACCUGGGAUCGCUGGCCAUGACCAUCACCAUGUAUGUCAUGUUCUGUCAGAACAACUGCACGAUGAAUCAAAUAUCUGUCACCGUGAAUAUGCUGCUGAGCAUCAUAACAACUGGGUUGUCCGUACAUCCUAAGGUUCAGGAAUACAAUCCAAAAUGUGGAUUGGCUCAGAGCAGUAUGGUGGCCAUUUACGGAACUUAUUUGACUAUGAGCGCACUGGCGUCAGAGCCUGAUGAUCGCCAGUGUAACCCUUUUGUGAGAUCAGACAAGACUCGUAAGUUUAGCGUCGUCCUCGGAUCUCUCUUUACGUUCGUCGCCAUCGCGUAUACUACGACGCGCGCCGCUGCCAAUUCUGCCUUUAACUCAAGUGACCAGCAUAUCUUUCUAGACGGGGACGAUGAUAUCGCCUACGAAGGCGUAGGACAGAGCAGAAGUCAGCUCAGGAUCGAGGCCAUCAGACAAGCCGUCAAUGAGGGUGUUUUGCCCGAGAGCGCUCUAAAUGAUACGGUCUGGGGCAACACCUCUGACGAAAACGGCGAGAACGGUGACGACGAAAGAAUCUCGACAAAGUACAAUUACUCAUUAUUCCACGUAAUAUUUUUCCUGGCUACACAAUGGAUAGCUAUCCUAUUGACCGUCAACGUCACCAAGGAUGAUGUAGGAGACUUCAUUCCUGUUGGAAGAACCUAUUUCUACUCAUGGGUCAAAAUAAUUAGCGCCUGGAUAUGCUAUGGUCUGUAUGGUUGGACCCUUGUGGCGCCAAUGGUUUUGCCUGACAGGUUCGGGUACGACGAUUUUUGA
Messenger RNA from Lachancea meyersii CBS 8951, 1422 nucleotides. The record is from the annotation of a GenBank genome assembly. NCBI's taxonomy places the organism in Eukaryota, Fungi, Ascomycota, Saccharomycetes, Saccharomycetales, Saccharomycetaceae.